CCUACGGCGACGAAGAUCCAGCAAUUCUCUUGCACAUUCCCCUCGUGACUUGCUGUGCAUUGGGCCGAGCAAAGAGGUGUGUCGGGGGCGCGUUCUGUUUAAUUUAUUUACUUUUCAAGGAUAAUCAUUAUUCUGUAUUUGCUGUAUCAUAUUUUAUCAUUUGAGUAUUACUGUAUUAGGCACUUGGCAGCUUGGUAAUUGUUCGAAUCGUUAUUGCAAGGCAAUUCGUUUUACUUUAUAAAACUACGAUGAAGCAUGCUUUUGGAUCUCUGGUUAUUGUUUUGGCAACAAUAAUCUUUGUUAAUGCAAAUCAAAGGAUUCUUCGCAUGGAUAAAUUUGCAGCUAAGAAGCCUCAUCAGCAGACAGAAGUCACCUUUGCAUUUGCAUCAUAUUAUCAAAAUAACAUGGUUUUGCAAAUGGAGCCACAUAGUGCUGUUAUAUGGGGAUAUGGAACUCCAGGAGCCACUGUCAAUAUUUCUGUAAACGUUCAAGAUGUAUACAGCACUAAAGUAAAAGUUCACUCUGGGUUUCCUGACAGAGGUAUAUGGAUGGUGAAAAUCAAGCCACAGCCUGCUGGUUCAACUUCUGAUAUUCAAGGAGUUCAUGAUCAUUUUGGAAGGUUACAAUGGAUUUUGUUGAAAAAUCUAUUAUUUGGCGAGGUGUAUGUCUGCAGCGGACAAAGUAAUAUGGUCUUUACAAUGAGUAUGGUGUACAAUUCCUCAGAAGAAUUGAAAGAAACCGUCAAUUAUAAGGAUAUUAGAUUAUUUACAGUUAAUCAAAACUUCUCUGAUGAUCCUUUGUAUGAUAUAUCUGUCAUUGAAGAAUCGUGGUCCAUUCCUUCACCAGAAACUGUUGGAGGGAAAGACUGGAGCUAUUUUUCUGCUGUUUGUUGGUUGUUCGGGAAAUAUUUAUAUGAUGAGUUGAAGAUACCAAUAGGUUUAGUUGCAAGUACAUGGGGUGGAACACCAGUCGAACCUUGGGCUCCUCCUGAAGUUUUUGAUGUUUGUAAUGAAACAAGCAAUGAUGAAAUUCCAUCAGCUUAUGAUAAUGAUGGGUUUACUGGAUACUGGGAUAAUAGUAAAAUAUGGAAUGCACAAAUACAUCCUCUGAUUAAUAUGACAAUCAAGGGAGUUCUGUGGUACCAAGGAGAAUCAAAUGAGGCAUAUCAUACCAACUCCUAUCAGUGUGUUUUCCCUCAAAUGAUUAAGAGUUGGAGAAAAAACUGGUAUGAAGGCACAAUGAUGUCAACGGAUCCAGAUUUCCCCUUCGGAUUUGUACAAAUAGGAGAUAAAACUUCAACAUCAGGAAGUUUUGAGUUGAUACGCUGGCAUCAAACAGCGGAUUAUGGAUAUGUCCCCAAUCCUGAAAUGGAGAAUACGUUCAUGGCUGUUGCCAUCGAUUUGCCUGAUAAUGAUUCUCCAUAUGCGAGUGUUCAUACACGUGAUAAGCAGGAUGUUGCACACCGUCUAGUAGCUGGUGCUCUUGCUGUUGCAUAUCAUAGAACCAUGGUUUUCGAUGGACCGUUUCCUCAAAAACUAACUGAAAACACAAAACAUGAAAUAUUGAUUGAAUAUUCCAACUAUCAACAAUUAUCUGUUGUUGACAACAACAACUUUCAGAUUUGUUGUGCAGAUGAAAAAUGUCAAGUCACAGAUCCUUCAGACAGUCCACUUUGGUUUACAACUCCAAUUCUUGGUUCCACUGACCAUACGAUCACCAUAAGCAGCAAAAAAUGUAGCGAUGAUUUCAAGUAUGCUGAGAAAGUGAGAUAUGCAUGGGAGCUAACCCCUUGUGAAUUUAAGAAUUGCUCCGUCUAUAAUACACUCGGAUUUCCAGCUCCGCCAUUUUUUUUAGAUGUAACCUCUAAAUAAUGGGUUUUCAACAUGUUUCUGACGAUUUUUUAAAAAUAAUUUUUCAUUUUUGAAAGACUUCAUCCUGAAUUCUUAAGAAUUGCUCCGUCUAUAAUACACUCGGAUUUCCAGCUCCGCCAUUUUUCUUAGAUGUAACCUCUAAAUAAUGGGUUUUCAACAUAUUUCUGACAAUUUUUUAAAAAUAAUUUUUCAUUUUUGAAAGACUACAUCCUGAAAUCUGUCUUCUUAAUUUUCUUCAAUUAUGAUUCGAAUGAAAUCUCAACCCUAGGGUAAAAUAGUCAAGUGCAGUGGUUCCUCAAACUUUUUUUAUGUAGCUCAAAAACUCUCUGGCACAUUAACUUAUUCAUACAAGGAAAAAAAUGCAAAAGCAAAAAAAUCUUUUUGCAAUAAUAGACACUUUCACUUUUAUAAUUAGGAUUAAAAUUGCCACUCGGUAGCAGAAAACAGGAUCAUCUUUCAUCGCUAUUACAAUCAAAAUUUACCUAUAGCGACCCAAAUGAAACUAAAUUUAUCAAUAACUUUUUGCAAUUUACAAUGGAUUUGUGGCCCUGCAGUGAGGAAUGGCCCAUUGGUUGUGAACCGAUGGAUUCUAGUGUAUCAUAUUUCAUAAUGAAACACAAAUCCAACAUAUGAUUAUAUUGGCAUUUCCACUAUCUGGUCCUUCUGAACUUACUCGCUAUUGAAUACCAGAUACUUCUUCUUUGGAAGGCAAAUUUGGGGCUAAAUUGUGCAAUGCCUCGUAUAACAAAUUUUUAACACAAGUGAGUAUAGGUUUUCAAGUAAGUGUGAAACCAAAAUUUAGUGCUCAUUAGUUAUAUAACUAUUUUGUUUUUGAUAUUCUCCAGCAUAUAUUGUUCAAGGAUUUAGAAUCGACCACAUCACUGUUUCAUUCUGUAUUAUCAUGCUUGUUUUAUCACUUAAAUUUUCAGACUGCAGUAUAUUAUGCCAGUUACUUGUAGCAAAUUUAACUAUGCAUAUUUAGGGAAAUCAAGACCUGGUAAUGUCAUCACCUUUACAUCUUAGUCGUAUCAUAAAAAAAAUCAAUAGUAUAAGUAUAUAAUAUCUUAAUAUUAUGCCAAAUUAGUUAUGCAAGAAUUGAAUUAUAAUUGAUUUCAUUAAA
Messenger RNA from Styela clava, 2991 nucleotides. Its product is annotated as sialate O-acetylesterase-like. Lineage: Eukaryota; Metazoa; Chordata; Ascidiacea; Stolidobranchia; Styelidae. Gene Ontology annotation, biological process: carbohydrate metabolic process. Gene Ontology annotation, molecular function: sialate O-acetylesterase activity. The record is from RefSeq and is a predicted model, not a curated record.